Molecule: messenger RNA, 2181 nt
Organism: Paramuricea clavata
Lineage: Eukaryota; Metazoa; Cnidaria; Anthozoa; Malacalcyonacea; Plexauridae
Source: the annotation of a GenBank genome assembly
AUGGCAGAUUUAGCGAAACCGAGAAAGAUACGAGGAGGUCAUCGUGGUUAUUUAACCAAGAUACUCGCUCAAGCUACAGGGAUGUUAGAGAACUUCAACGAGGAACUUCGAAUUGAAGCUUCUCAGCUUAGGGAAGGUAUAGUUGACGCUGUAACAAACAUACAGAAACUCGAUGAUGAAAUUGUUGAGCUAAUUGCGAGCGACGAGGAUUCGACCGAAGAGGACAUUAUGAAAGAGAUCGAGGAUGCGGGAAAAUUGAGAGCGGACGCUAGAAAGAUUGUGAAAAAGCUUGACGAGAAAUUGUGUGAGAAUAAUGUUACCUCCGUUGUGGAAUCAAGUGCUGGGUCAACGUCGAAUGAGUCGGUAAUGACUGCGAGUAAAGUUCGAGCCAAGUUACCGAAAUUGGAAGUUAAAAGAUUUAAAGGGAACGUGUGCAAAUGGCAAGAGUUUUGGGACUCGUUCGAGAGUUCAGUACAUUUGAAUGACGGUUUAUCUGACGUAGAUAAAUUUAACUAUCUUCGAGGGCUUUUAGAAGAGCCAGCAAAAUCAUGUAUCGCGGGAUUUUCGUUGACUGCGGCGAAUUACAAGUCGGCUGUUGAUAUUUUAAAGGAACGUUACGGGAAAAAGUCAGCCGUGCAACGUGCACAUAUGCAGCAGUUGAUGAAAGCCGAGCGUGUUAAGGAUGAGAAAGAUCUGGUGUCACUGCGACGUUUAUGUGAUCGUGUUGAGACACACUACAGGGGUUUAGAGGCGCUGGGUAUCGAGAAAAAUACGUAUUCGUCGAUUGUUGUGCCUCAUAUAUUGGAUUGUUUACCCGAGUAUGUGCGGUUAAUCAUCACAAGGGAAAAGGACUUCCAUGAGUGGGAUGUAGAGAAUCUACUAGAGCCUUUGAAAAGGGAGAUUGAAUUGCGGGAAGAACAUCGCGAGCCAGAGCGCAAGGGUAGUCGAGAGUUUGUCGAACGCUCAAGCUGGAAACGAAGUCCGUCGUCGGCCCAAGCUUUACACACAAAGUCAAGAGUAGAAGCCUGCGCUUUCUGUUUGGGUAUGCAUCGCCAUGAAGACUGCAAUCGAGUGAACAGUAAGGAGAAACGUAAGGAACUUUUAGUAAAGUACUCUCGUUGUUUUAACUGUUUGAGAAAAGGCCAUUUGGCACGUAAUUGUAAUGUUAAAGUUAAUUGUAAUACUUGUAAAGGGGAGCAUCACACUGCUUUGUGUGAUCAGGGUAAGGUACAUAAAAGUAAGCCCAAGGGACCUGAGGCAGAUGGAGGGGAUAGGGAGGUAAGCACCACGUUAAUUGUAAGUCCAAAAAAUAGUAUAGUUUCUAAGUCUUGUUCUAAAGUUGUGUUGCAGACGGCUCAAGCAAUGUUGGUUGGCAAGAAAAGCGGUCGUGUGAGAGUGUUGUUGGACUCGGGGAGUCAGAGGACGUUUGUUACUGUUAAGGUUGCGAAAGCUCUUGGUUGCGAGGUUGUGCGUGUGGAAAACUUGAGCAUUGGGACGUUUGGGCAAAGGGCUUUGGAUUCUGAGUUGAGAAGUGUUGUGCGGUUAGAAUUGAAGUCUUUGUUUGGGAGCCAAGUUGUGUCUGUUGAGGCUUACGUUGUGCCAGAAAUAUCGGUGAUUAGGAAUCAACAUUUGGAGGUUGUGAGAGAAAAUUAUGCGCAUUUGAAGGAUCUUUGGUUGUCUGAUGUUUGUAAGUCGAGUGAGGACUUAGAAGUUGAUGUUCUUGUGGGUGCAGAUUAUUUGUGGUUGUUGCAAAGGGAUUGUGUAAGACGCGGUAAGCCCGGCGAACCUGUUGCGAUUGAUACUGUUCUUGGUUGGGUGGUUUCUGGGCCGAUCGGUGGGUUUGAUGUAGAUGAACCAGUUACUGCUCAGGUAACUCUUGUUUCUAGCGAAGUGCGAAACCCUUUGGUAGAUAUUACUAAAUUUUGGGAUUUAGAGAGCAUAGGGAUAAAAGAUCAGAAUAGUGAUGUGCAUGAAUCAGUGAUUAGUGAUUUAAAGUUUAGUGGUACACGUUAUUCAGUUGGCCUACCCUGGAGAGAAAGCCAGGAUCCCUUGCCCACUAACUAUGAAUUGAGUCUUAAGCGUAUGAAAGGACAGAUAAAGCGCCUGAACAAGGAUCCAGUAUUAUUAGGUGAGUAUGACUCCAUCAUAAAAGCGCAAGAAGAAGCAGGUGUUAUUGAAAAG